UUUCGACGGGAGCACCGGCGGCUGCCCACCGAACCACUAAACAUGCAGUGUUCCCUCUCAAGUGUCCUCACCAGGGGCAUCCACGGUCAUCCAGGAUGUCUUGAACGUCAGGGAUAGUACCUAGUGUAGUACCGCGUAGCGCUACCAUACCCUCCAUGGUCUCUACCAUACUUUUUGAGUACGUACUCCCCAAGCGAAGUGUGUGAGUGAGUGCGUGUAAACAUGGGUGAGCGUGUGUCCCUGUGCCGCCGUCCCGUAAGAGCGUUGCGUCUCUCUGGUCCAGUCAAACGUGUGAAUGGGACUGCUUAAUCUAUUUAGCCCUCCAAAGCCGCCGCUCCUGGGCAGAUGAUGGAGGGUCAAGAUCGACAUACUCUUCUUCCAGACCGAUUCUCAUAUAUCUGCCAUCUGGAGCCUCCUCCUCGUCCUCCUCCUUCUUCUACCGACCUCCUAUUUGAUCUCACUAGCAUAUUCACUGGUUGGAUUAUUUCUUUGAGGGUCGUCUUUCAGUUGUUUUCUUUUUGGGUUUUCUUAUAUCACGGGUUUCCUGGGUUCUGUUCGUCUCUUAACGGGUUUCGACGAUUUCCUAUUCAUCAUCAUCAUCAUCAUCACGAUACCCAGUCUCGGCAACAAAAAGAACCACUGGUGGUUAUUAGUUUUCUUUAGGAAGGCGGCUUUCAUUAUUGGACAACGACAAAAAGCAACAACUUACUUGAUCAUCUUUCUCAAUCACACUACACAACAACAAACACAACAUCACAAUGCGUGCCUCACUAUUCCUCUCGGCGCUCAGCGUCUCCUCCAUUAUGGCCGCCCCACUACUCCCUGAGAUCAACGCCCACUCAGCUCCCGCCGACUCCCUCAAGAAAAUAUCAGAGUACUUCAACCUCCUCGCGGUCAAGAUCCAACAAAGCAAGUUCGAGAGCGCCGUACCAACAUGUGAUCUCUCCAAGGUGGUCAUGCCCCAAGCUCCCUCUCCCCUUCCACCUCCUUCCUUCGGCCUAACCCUCCGCCACGUCGCCCUCGGCCGUGGCACCCAAAACUACACCUGCGACCCUUCCACCCCCACCGCGGCUCCCGUCGCCAAUGGCGCCGUCGCCUCUCUUUUCAACGCCUCCUGCAUCGUCUCCGCCUACCCCGACAUCGGCGCCAUGUUGUCCACUGUCUCCCUGAACUUCAACCUCUCCGACCUCGCCUCCAUCGCUUCCUCCGUCGCUUCCGCCCUCCCUUUCCCUCCUUCUUUUCUCAAACAGACCCUCGCGCCCACCUCCGGCAUGGCCGUCUCAGGCGCUCACUACUUCACCAACGCAUCCACGCCCUUUUUCAACAUGGAUGCCUCGCAGUGGAAGAUUGGUGAGGCGCCGUGUGCCAAGAACAGCAGUACGCCUGCCCCAGAAGCGGCGCCGAGGGGCCAGCAAGGGGAAAAGGCGGUUGCUUGGUUGAAGUUGGUUACACGCCCGGGAGCGACGGGCGGACUGCAGGAGGUGUAUAGGGUAGAGACGGCGGGAGGAAGCGCGCCCGAGACGUGUCAGGGGAUGCCGGAGCAUUUCGAGGUGCAGUAUGCUGCUCAGUACUGGUUUUAUGGCAACUAAAAAACUCUUCUGGGAUGUCACUCAGUGACUGAAUAUCGGAUGUGGAAAAUCAAACCAAAAACAAGCACCAAAAAAAAAGAUACCAUGUAUUUUAUGGAGGAGGCAUCUUCUUCUUCUUCUUCUUUUUGUUUCUUUUCUCUCCUUUGUCUUUGUUUCUCAACAAUUUUUCAUGUGCAAUCACUUGCAUAUUUAUACCUACCUACACCACAAAGAGGGCGUUAAUGGCGGCGCCAAACAGGCACAUUGUGUUGGAUAAAUGACAGAUGGAUAGCACGAGCUAUGGAUAUAAAACUCUUGUUAGUAAUACCGGGCUGACUGCCUGAUCAUCAACCAUGGUCGGAAGAGGAAAGGGUGAGAGAUUGCUGGACUUGAGUAGUGGGAGAUGAACAAAUAAAACCAAAUGUCAACAGAGGGUUGGUGCUAAAGUGAUAAGCGCAAUGACCGAGUGCUUACUAUGGAGAUUCACAGCCUUUUGGGUGAAGAGAAGGGGAUAGAUAGUAACUUGAAAUACGCAUGCUUGAGCCCUCGGCAAACAGUCUGCAAAAGAAUAGUAGACUUAGUAACGAUGUACGCCUUGGCAAUAAAUCGGCUGCUUCGUUUUGGUUUCCUCUCUAUACCUUGUCCUGUUUCUUGUCGGUACUCUGUGGUCUA
Messenger RNA from Neurospora crassa OR74A, 2240 nucleotides. RefSeq names its product malate dehydrogenase. The transcript is spliced from 3 exons. Bases 759 to 1589 code for a protein of 276 amino acids. The record is from RefSeq and is a predicted model, not a curated record. NCBI's taxonomy places the organism in Eukaryota, Fungi, Ascomycota, Sordariomycetes, Sordariales, Sordariaceae.